Molecule: messenger RNA, 576 nt
Organism: Diabrotica virgifera virgifera (western corn rootworm)
Lineage: Eukaryota; Metazoa; Arthropoda; Insecta; Coleoptera; Chrysomelidae
Exons: 2
Coding region: 1-576 (191 amino acids)
Source: RefSeq, a predicted model, not a curated record
AUGACGGACGGUAAUACCAGUGCCAAUACCAGUGCUUCAGUUGAUCGGAUUUCAGUUAAAAUCCCACCGUUCUGGCCCAAAGAUCCUGAAAUUUGGUUCCUGCAAGUGGAAAAUCAAUUUACACUGACGUUAGGGACAUACAAAUUAAAGUCAGAGUUAAUUAAGAGACUUAGUGCAUCACAGCAACAAAAAAUUAAAAGACUACUUGAGCAUGAAGAACUGGGCGAUCAAAGACCUUCCCAGUUCUUACGACAUUUACAGUCUUUAGCAGGCACAACGGUACCAGACAAUAUUGUAAGGUCUCUGUGGUUAGGUAAACUGCCAUCGUCUACACAGGCUAUUCUAGCUACUCAAGCUAAAGCUAGUUUGGAAGCAGUUGCCGAGCUAGCUGGCACAAUAUCUGAAGCUAUAGCUCCUAGGGCCCAAAUUUCAGAAGCUUCUAAUGCUCUUGAAAGCACCAUUGAUAAAUUGACAGCCGAUUUAGCUGACAUGAAAAUCCAGCAUGCCGCAGGCUCAAGCACAAACAAACACAUACCGUCGCAACCGCAGCAACUCAAGACGCAGACCAUAUCCUAG